Molecule: messenger RNA, 1427 nt
Organism: Anoplophora glabripennis (Asian longhorned beetle)
Lineage: Eukaryota; Metazoa; Arthropoda; Insecta; Coleoptera; Cerambycidae
Product: deoxynucleoside kinase-like
Exons: 2
Coding region: 84-809 (241 amino acids)
Biological process (GO): nucleobase-containing compound metabolic process
Cellular component (GO): mitochondrion; cytoplasm
Molecular function (GO): deoxynucleoside kinase activity; ATP binding
Source: RefSeq, a predicted model, not a curated record
AACAAGAAAGGUUAUGACAUGUAAUUUCGUAAAACCUUUUUGGAAGAAAUUUAUUUAAUUUUAAUGCAUAAUGUAAUAUUAAAAUGAAUUCCGUAAAAAAACUCAUAACCAAAAUGGCAAAUUCACUGGCUGGUGUGAAAUCAGAUUUAAGCCGGCCGUUCACGGUAAUCGUUGAAGGAAACGUCGGUAGCGGUAAGACAACUUUUCUAAAUUAUUUCAACAAGUACGAUCAUGUCGCUGUAUGUUCCGAACCCAUCGAAAUGUGGAGGAACUGCGAUGGAUACAAUUUACUUGACCUUAUGUAUAAGGAUCCCAAGAAGUGGAGUUUCACUUUCCAGUCCUACGUUCAGCUCACGAUGCUGAGACAACACACCAGGAAGAUUCCUCAACCUAUAAAAUUGAUGGAACGUUCCAUAUAUAGCGCCAGAUACUGCUUUGUGGAGAAAAUGGCGAGGGACUCCUUGAUGGCAGCCCCAGCGGUGGCUGUAAUCGAUGAAUGGUUCAAGUUUAUUACUAACGAGGAGCAGAUAGACGUCGACUUGAUCGUGUACUUGAGAACAUCUCCCGAAGUAGUUUACGAACGAAUCUUGAAACGUAAUAGAUCUGAGGAACGAACGAUCGCUUUUGAUUAUUUCAAAGCCCUGCACGAGAUACAUGAGGACUGGCUUUAUCACAAGACAUUACAUAAGGUUCCUGCACCUGUAAUCGUUCUCAAUGCCAAUCUCGAUAGAUCUGUUAUAGAAGAAGAGUAUGAUAAGUACGAACCUCAAAUUUUGAAUAAGUUGCCGUUACAGGCACAUGCAUUUUAAUCUCAGCAUACUUAAUGACAGGUCUUUUUAUAUUUUUUGAACAUGGAGUCCCGAAUAAAGAUGUGUAGCAUUAAUUUUCAACUACUUCAUUCCGAACGUGCGACCAAUUUUUUAAAAGCAAUUACAGUUCAGAAACGGAUGUCUUGUGUGAAUGAAAUUUUGCGAAUAUCGUUUGAAAAUAGAAAUUGAAACAGUAAAUAUAAAAGUAUGCUGUACUUGCCAAUAAUUAUUAAUUUCUUUUAAUAUUAGUUUUGGUUUUAAAAUCAUAGUUUCCACUUCCGUAAGAUUUUUAAAUUAAAUUUACAAACUACGGAAAAUUAAUGCAUUUUUUUUCUAUUUAUGUAGUCGGUAUAGUCUCCUUAGUUUACCUUUACCACAAUUUGUUACAUCAUUUUUGUAUUAUAUUAGAACACAAAAUAACAGUAAUAGAAUAUAGUCAAAAAAUUAAGCAGAUCAAUCAUUUAUGAACGUACUCGAAAUAUAAACAGUCUCGAUUGUAUACCCAGUGAACGGUUUGCAUUCUUAUAACCGUCACUAUAAUUUAGUAUUAUUAGUUUGGUGUCUCAAGGACUGUAAAUGUACUUAUAUUUAGUGGUAAAUAAAAUUUGAAUCUAUUUA